AUCAACCCCGGCCUCGUCCACCUCGAUUCCGUGCCACGGCCUUUUUGAUUCCAACCAUUUCGCAGCGUGAUAUCACGAUCUGAGACAACGGCUGUGCCCCGAAUAAUAACUCGACACAUCACGGACGACGCAAUCACGACUGUUUAGAUCCGUUCAAGACAACGACCAUGGUCCCUUCCAACGGUGGAUGCCCAUCGUGGCGCCUCACGGCACUGGCGACCCUCGCAAGCUUCCUCCUCUUCACAUCACCAGUCACAUCACAAACAUGGUCAACCUGCAAUCCAACGAAGCAGUCUGGUUGUCCAGCAGAUCCAGCUCUCGGUCGAUCAGUAUCUGUCGACUUCACAUCGGGUGCAUCGAAUGAGUUCACAGCUGCCGGAAAUCCCACCUACAGUAGUGAAGGAGUUGGCUUUCCCGUAUCCCGCGGAGGUGAAGCACCAACACUGACAUCAAAAUGGUACAUCAUGUUUGGCAAAUACUCCGUCACGAUGAAAGCUGCUCCCGGAACUGGAAUCGUGAGCUCUCUGGUAUUGCAAUCAGACGACCUGGACGAGAUCGAUUGGGAAUGGCUUGGCGGGAAGCCCAACGAAGUGCAAAGUAACUACUUUGGCAAAGGUCAAACGACAACAUACGACCGUGCGGCAAUUCACGCAGUAUCAAACACUCAGCAGCAGUGGCACACAUACUCGGUCGAAUGGACAGCUUCUCAAAUCAUCUGGCAAAUCGAUGGUGCGACCGUGCGCGUCCUCAGCGCCGCCAACGCCAAUGGUCAAUUCCCUCAAACACCCAUGCAGCUCAAGCUCGGGUCGUGGAGCGGAGGAGAUCCCUCCAAUUCACCCGGCACAAUCCAAUGGGCGGGCGGUCUAUCCAAUUACGCCAAUGCUCCUUACACCAUGUACGUCAAGUCACUCUCCGUGGUCGACUACUCCACCGGCACUUCCUACUCCUAUUCCGACCAGAGUGGAUCUGCCGGUAGCAUCGUCGCUGCCGGAGGUAAGGUGAGUGGAAAUACCGGCGGUAGCGUCACGGCAAAUAUUCCUGCGCCGGCAAUCACAAACACGUCACCUGGGAAUGACGCCUGGGACGGCACGCAUCGGACCAACACCGCCACCGUCUCAUACACGUCUUACGAAGGACUGCCUUCCGGCUGGGUCGUCACAAGUUCUGGCAAAGUCCGACCGCCGAGCGGCGCGGCAACAUCCACGCCCCCACCAUCACCGUCUUCGCCAUCGCCUUCCUCGUCACCUGCCUCGUCGCCGGCACAACCACCACUUCCCUCUUGCGCACCGCCUUCGUCUGAGGCAACCGCCGCAGGUCCUGGAUCUAUCACAACAACACGCUUUGACGAUCGCGGCUUCCUGACUACGGUCACUAUUCCCGCUCACCAAACGACGAUCUGGAACGCGCAAGGCCAACCUGUCGUUUCGAUUCUCGGUGCUCCGGCUGCCGCGUCGCCGUCAGCCUGUGCAGCCCAAGCAAUCCCCGUCCCUAGCGAUGAUGUCGCAACAACAGCUGGGUCAGCGCUGACUGCUGCUAUCACAGCUCCCACGCAACCCACGACGACUGCUUCGGCAUACAGCAGCAGCCAGAGACUAUCGCUGACCACCGCCACCACAGCACCGGCAUCGCCGAAAUCCUCUCCCACAAAGUCGGGAUACGAUUCCUUGUCGAACGCGAUCAUGUCAGGAAUCAGCGGUCCAGCGCCUACGACCGGUGGUGCUGCCGGGCUGUCAAACCCGACCACCAAAUUUCUGGUUACAUUUACAAUGGCAGGGACGAUCUGCUUCGCGCUCCUCGUAUGAGAGCGAUGCGCGUGACAAGCAUUUCGUUCCUCAUCUUUCCACUUAUGAGCGUUUUUGAUACCUCCUACAUCAUCAUAGCGACGGCGUUUCGAAUGUUUUCUCCUCGGGCACCUUUCUUCGCCUGCGGAAUCCUCGUUUUUGACUUUCUCGCCUUCGGGUAUGAGGAGUGGUUUUGGGUUUACUUCAUUCGAUUCUUCUUUUGGGCUUUCACGGAAGCAUUUUAGAAUGGAGGCGAGCAUUCUUAUUUGAGUGGUGGGAGGGCAUCUGGCAUUGGGUUGGAAAUACGCUGAGGGAUUUAUGAUUAUCACGACGACUAUGUGCAGAAACAAGCGAUGAGGUUGUCUCUCGUUGGAAAGGGAAGACAGGCGUUUCGAUUGA
Dissoconium aciculare CBS 342.82 is the source of this 2180-nucleotide messenger RNA. RefSeq names its product glycoside hydrolase family 16 protein. The coding region runs from base 168 to 1802 and encodes 544 amino acids. The transcript is spliced from 2 exons. Lineage: Eukaryota; Fungi; Ascomycota; Dothideomycetes; Mycosphaerellales; Dissoconiaceae. Gene Ontology annotation, molecular function: hydrolase activity, hydrolyzing O-glycosyl compounds; glycosyltransferase activity. The record is from RefSeq and is a predicted model, not a curated record. Gene Ontology annotation, cellular component: fungal-type cell wall. Gene Ontology annotation, biological process: fungal-type cell wall organization; carbohydrate metabolic process.